Molecule: messenger RNA, 6297 nt
Organism: Saccostrea cuccullata (small rock oyster)
Lineage: Eukaryota; Metazoa; Mollusca; Bivalvia; Ostreida; Ostreidae
Exons: 30
Coding region: 320-5353 (1677 amino acids)
Biological process (GO): sodium ion transmembrane transport
Cellular component (GO): plasma membrane
Molecular function (GO): L-amino acid transmembrane transporter activity
Source: RefSeq, a predicted model, not a curated record
CAAGGUUAUGAUGGUAUGGUAUUGGAUGCAAAUGAUAGUGUUGUCCAACACUGAAUUUCUUGGCAAUAACGGAACAAGUCAUAUAUAAAAUGAGAUUGGUUUUAUUUUGCAGAUUCGUGCGUUUACUUGAUGUAUAUUGAUUCGGUGUGCAUUAUGUAAGCCAUAGCAACAGUUUUUGUGUGCAAUCCUGACUCACAAUACCAGAUCACAUCUGCAUCAAUUUCUUGAUUAAAGGUUGCAACUUUAGUGAUUGUGACCUAGGCAUCCAUGAAGAAAGGGUUUAUUUAAAUGGUACCUAGGAAAGGAAUGCAAUUGUAUAAUGAGGCUUUCUAUGAGGAGCGGAGCGGCUGGCGUUUGCGGUAGGGGACCGGGUAUGGACGAUUUAUUGGGAUUUAAAAUGGACGACGCCAAAAGGAACAGACCGUCCAACAUCACCUCUGCUCUGGCUGAUAGGAAAAAGGAACCUGCCACCUUAAUUGCCUGCACUGUCAAUUUCAGUCCAAGUGAAAUUCAUUCACCUCAGAUGGCCACAGAGUCCCUAGAACAUCGUGAGGAGGAGGAAGAGGAAUGUUCGGUGGACGGUUACGACCCGGGUCUAGAGAAUACGGCCCGGUCCUCCCCCCUCCAUCUCUCCGACACCGCGCUGUCGGGUCACACAGAGGAACACUGCUCCUGGGACAGGCAGCUGGAAUACAUCCUGGCCUGCUGUAGCUUUGUCAACGGCGUGGACAGCAUUCUGUGGUUUCCAAAGAUGGCUGCUUCACAUGGGGGAGGUGUGUUUUUUGUGAUUUACCUGUUGCUGACCUUGACCUGUGGGUUCCCUCUACUUUAUAUGGAGACCACUCUGGGUCAGUAUGCCAGAGGGGGACCAGUCAUAGCCUGGGGCGUGGUGCCUUUAUUCAGAGGCCUGGGAGUUGCUGUUAUCAUGGUGUCUACAAUGAUAAACCUAUACUAUGGAACCACUACUAUCUGGGCAAUGUACUAUCUGGUCCAGCCUUUAUUUUCUGCCAGUACCUGUAACAACACACAAGAUAUUCUUUGCUCUACAGACACCCCUACAGACAGAGAUCUGACUGGUGCCAAUAUUAGUAACUUAUCCAGAUUCCCCUAUGUUCUUACUUCCGUAGAAAGCAUAUAUCUAUAUCAGGACGUUCUUCAGGUGUCUGCUGGGAUAGGACAGAGCGGCCAUCUUGUGUGGUACUUUGUGGUGUGUCUUCUGCUACUGUGGGCUGUUAUAUUCAUCAUCCUCAUUCUAGGACCAAGAUCUCUGGGAAAAGCUGUGUACAUAACGUAUGGACUAGCACAAGUGUUAGCAGUGUCACUGAUGGUCCACCUCUGUACAGAAGAAGGCGCUCUCCGGGGGAUCAAGGGAUUCCUGAACAUGAAGUGGGACGUUCUAGGUAAUCUGGAGGCCUGGGUUGCUGCUGGGAUAUUGAUGUUUAGCUCCCUUGGCUUGGGUACAGGUACCUUAACUUCUCUGGCUGGCUACACCCAUUUCCAUAGUCACUGCUUCAGAAACUGCCUGCUGGUCAUCACGGCUCACCUGGCUGGUAUGCUGGUCAGUGGCUUCACCAUCUUCGCUGCUCUCGGAAUCAAUGGCCAAGAAGAUGACAACUCGAUAAUUAGUCAUAAUAUGACAGCAAUUGACCUUGUGUUCACACUGAUGACCUCUGUCAUAGCCAGAACUAACAAUGCCCAUGUAUGGAAGGCAAUCUUUUUCCUGACCCUGAUUCUAAUGGGCAUUGGUACCCAGUGUGCGUACAUACAGAACAUUGUGUCGGCACUCCUUCACUUCCUGCCAGAUAGGUGGCGCUUCAGAUGGAAAUUCAAAUGCCCAGUGCUGGCGGCAGUCUGCUUUGUUGCCAUGGUACUAGGACUUCUGCUGACUUCACAAGGAGGUUUGUACGUGUUCUACUUCUCCCAUCACUAUGUAUGUAAACUGUCCCUGUACCUGAUCGCAUUCUGUGAGUGUGUCUCCCUGUCCUGGGUGUACGGGGCCCAGAGACUCUGGAAUAAUGUGUCAGACAUGACGGGAACCACGGACAGUCCCUGGUGGAAACUGACCUGGAAGUUCCUCACACCUGUCGUCGUGUUUGGUUUGAUCAUUGUGACCCUCAUCUAUGACGAACCUCUGUACUACAGUACUUACCAGUUUCCUGACUCCUCCCACACCAUUGGACUGAUGCUUACCCUUCUGCCCGCCGUACCUGUACCUGUAUUUAUUGUCUGGUGUGUGUGGAAAAAUGAGGGCAGUCUCAAACAUAGAAUUCAAGCCUCGGUUGUUACAUCCUCAAGCUGGGGGCCAGGUCAAUUAGCCAAUCAGGAACCAGGGAUUGAACUGCCUGACUACGUAAUAUGUACACCGGACAAUCACAAACCGGAAAAUGCCCUGGCUAUUUUGACAGCUAACCUGUAUAUCCCGAAUCUGACCAAUCUCAUAUCAGCACAGGUAAAUCCAGAUGAUGAUCCGGAGAUGAGUGGUGGUUACCUGACUGAUCUGAUGGCCGUGGACAAUGGGGAGAGUGAUGAUGAAGACGACACUAAUCACCGCGGUAACUGGAGCAGUCGUAUGGACUUUGUUCUCUCCUGUCUGGGUUAUGUGGUGGGUCUAGGAAACGUCUGGAGGUUUCCCUAUCUUGUAUUCAGAAAUGGUGGAGGUGCCUUCUUUAUUCCCUAUACUAUAAUGUUGAUUUUCUGUGGUAUCCCCCUGGUGUACAUGGAGCUGGCCUUUGGACAGUACGCCAGUCUGGGACCAGUCACUGUGUGGAGGGCUGUACCCAUCUUCAAAGGUAUAGGGAUAUCUAUGGUGCUAGCCUCUACACUGGUGGGGAUCUACUACAACAUGGUCAAUGCCUGGGCCUUCCAUUAUCUCUUCUCCUCAAUGAUGGCUACCCUUCCCUGGCUAACCUGUAACAAUGCGUGGAAUCAGGACACAUGCAGUUUGAACAAGUAUGAAAUCACCAACUGCUCCUUGUUGAACACUUCCUAUCUGUAUGAACCGGUAGUGAGGAACAUCUCCUGUGUAGAGACCUUACUGAACUGUUCAGACACAGGCCUUUCCCCUAGGCUCUCGGAUUCUGUCACCUCCUGUAUCAGUGAGCUGAGGGACAAGGUGGGGGACGAGAUCUUCCUCAAUUCCUCCUGGAUCAACUCCCGCAAACUGACCAGCCCCAGUGAGGAGUAUUUCUACAAUAAAGUUCUGAAGCGUUCAGGGAGCAUGAACGAGCUAGGCAGCGUGCAGUAUGAGUUGGCUCUGUGUCUGCUGCUAUGCUGGGUCAUCGUGUUCAUCUGCCUUAUCAAGGGCGUCCGUACUUCUGGGAAGAAAAUAGUUUCAAAGGUAGCUUACUUGGUUGUGAUAUUCCCGUUCCUGAUCAUGCUGACAUUACUUGUACGGGCCCUGACUAUGGAGGGGAAUAUGACGGGUAUUAAAUUCUAUGUUGCACCCAAGUGGGAGAAGCUUCAGGAACCCAGUGUGUGGGGGGACGCAGCGGUGCAGGUCUUCUUCAGUCUGUCUGUGUGUAUGGGAGGUCUCACUACGCUGUCUAGUUACAAUAAAUUCCAUAACAAUAUUUACAGUGAUGCAAUACUGGUGUGUUUGGGUGAUACACUUAUGAGUUUGUUAGCAGGUUUUUCUGUCUUCGCCAUGAUGGGUGUUCUCAGCAACGAAUUAGACACAGAUAUAGAAAAAGUCAUUACUUCAGGAAUUGGUCUAACCUUUAUAGUCAAUCCUGCCGCCAUGUCCUACUUCCCUGUAGCUCCUCUCUGGUCCAUUCUCUUCUUUCUGAUGAUCAUCAUGCUGGGCCUCAGUACCCAGUUUGUUCAGAUCGAGACGAUCAUCACCGCCAUAAUGGACGAAAACUUAUCCGUCUUCCGAGGAAGGAGAAUCGUGGUUCUGUUUUUAGUCUGUUCUGUUCUCUUCUUUCUGGGAUUACCUCUCUCCACACAGGGUGGAAUCUAUGUACUGACUCUGAUUGAUGAGUAUGCAGCAGGCUUUGCCACUAUGGUGAAUGGUGUGUUUAUGUGUGUUGCCAUUGGCUGGAUUUACGGAGUGCGACAGUUCUGUACAGACAUCAAGCGUAUGAUUGGUCACUCUGUGGGAUACUGGUGGAAGGCCCUCUGGUGUGUCAUCUCGCCUAUCAUAAUCACAUUUAUCAUCAUUUUCUCCUGUAUUGGAUACAAGUCCCUGUCAGAGAAGUAUAAAUCCGACAGUUAUCCCCCUUGGUCUGAGGUCCUGGGGUUCUUCAUUACAAGCAUUCCUGUGUUAGCCAUUCCUCUGUGGAUUAUCUGUAAACUGGCACUCAGCCAAGGGGGACUAGUCAAGAGGCUUAAGAAGCUGUGUCAGGCAGAGUCCAGCUGGGGUCCAGCUCUGGAGAGAAACUGGAAGAAUGUGGAGUACUAUCCAGCUGUAAACACUAAUACCCUGGCAGUGGAUGUAGAACACUCCCCUCUCCACACAGUCACAGACCAUGUAGAUUUUACCACAGUUGGUGUAAAAGUGCCAAGUCUUUCCUCCCAAGCAAGUUUGUUGCCCAAGUCCCUCUCCCCCAAGAAACCCAGAGACAUGAGAGAGCGGGCCAUACUGAAUCAUGCUUACAGCAAUCCUCAGUGUCAUCAAUCUAUUGUAUCAAUAGAGAAGGCAGUAGCCUGUGGUCCCAAUGAGCCGCUGUAUGCUGACACGGAUGUGUUGAUUGUACAGAAGUGUUCCAAGAGAUUCAUUGAGAUGAAGGACGUGGCAACUCAAACAGAACCCAUCAUCAAGAAGCCUCCAUCUACCUCCAUUUCACUUAGUGUUAUCCACAAAAAGCCAGAAUCCUUUAACGAAACACGUCCAUCUUGUUCAACUGUUCAUAAUGUCGCCAAUUCCACUGAUUCAACAGUUCCAAGUAGUUCCACAAGUCCACCAGUUCCAAGUUGUUCAACAAGUCCACCAGUUCCAAGUUGUUCAACAAGCCCACCAGUUCCAAGUAGUUUCACAAGUCCAACAGUUCCAAGUUGCUCCACAAGUCCAGCAGUUCCAAGUUGUUCCACAGAUCUUUCAGACUUGAGCUGCUCCACAGAUCAAACAAAUAUGCAUUGUUCCACGGAACAGCUUGACUUAAGUAGUUCCAUUGAUCAAACUUUUUCAAACAAUUCACCUGUUUCCAAUUGUUCCAAUUUCCAAAUGGACUUGAAUUGCUCCAUGGAAUCACCAAUUUCUUGUUCAUUCGUUGACCCUUCUGAUUCAGCAUGGUCCACUGUUCAAGAAAUCCCAAUUUGUUCCAUGGACCAAAAAGUUUUGGCUCCUUGCACUGAUAAGACAUGUGUUUCCAGCAAUAGCCCAGCAGUUCUACAAGUGGAGGUGACCAAAUUUUGAUGAUUUGUUACUGAAUCAGAUGUUGGAUCAUAUGAACUACAGUGUAGCAUCUAGUGAUGGCAAUCUAGUUAUCCAGUGAUUGCGACAAUUGAUCCAGUAAUUGGGAUUUAGUUACCCUGUGAUUGGGAUCUAGCUAUUCAGUGAAAAUGAAUAGCGAUCCGAUGAUUGUGAUCAUGGUGAUCUAUUCUUCCAGUGAUGGGAAUCUAGCUAUCCAGUGAUAAUAUAUGAUUUGUCAAAUAGUGCUUCAGUCUUCCAAGUUAGCUUUGUAUGUCUUUCUUAUGAAAGAAGAUGCAAAGUACAUGAGCUGUAUUUGAAAUUUUUUCUGUGGAUAUUAAUAUUGAUUGCGUUGCAGUUGUUUAUAUUUUGUGCACAUGAUUGUUGGCUUUCUUGGUUGUAAAAUGUGCAUAAGAAUGGAUUUUAUUUGUUCACUUGAUAUUCAUAAAAAUAUCAUAUACAUGCAAACACUACAUAUCAGAUAAAUGUUUAUUUUAACACACCUCCUUUGUAAUUUUUAACAACGUGUGCAAUGUGAAAUUGAUGAAACAGCUUGAUCAUCUUGGACUUCAGGUAUAAUUUGAAUAACAGACAUUAAUGUACAACAUCUGCCCAUAAAUCAGGUUGCUUUGUUUCUUUUGUGUCCAUUGACCAAUAAUUUUGUUACAAAAUAUUUAGUCUAAAUUCUUGGUGUGAUCAUGAUUUGCUUUGUUCCAUUGUAUUUGUAUGCCAAUGAUGAUAAAGUGCAGAUUGAAUAAGCUAGGUCACUACCUGAAAAAAAUUAAUCCCACAGUUCAAAAUUCCCUGUGAAAUCCAUUGUAUGUGUAACAUGUAAUAAAGCUUAUGGUGAUACUUCAUUAUGUUUUAUAAACACUUGUUUAUUUAAGGUGAAUCGUACUUUUUGGUAUGAUCACUAUGUUGAUAUAUGAAAUAAAGCAUUUUAAAGAAUG